This is a messenger RNA of Drosophila suzukii, 5314 nucleotides long. RefSeq names its product mitogen-activated protein kinase kinase kinase 4 (gene Mekk1). Gene Ontology annotation, biological process: protein phosphorylation; MAPK cascade. Gene Ontology annotation, molecular function: ATP binding; protein kinase activity. The record is from RefSeq and is a predicted model, not a curated record. Lineage: Eukaryota; Metazoa; Arthropoda; Insecta; Diptera; Drosophilidae.
ACGCCGCCGGCGGCCAAGUCGCUCGCCGUCUUCAGUCAGCUGCUUUUUUUUGACCAGGUAAGACCGACUGGUUACCUGCGCGCCGAGUUCUCCAGUUCUCAAGUUCAGGAGCGCGUCGUUAAACGUUAUGUGUUUGCUCGCCGUGAAAGUUAAAUUAAAAUAAAUCUGAUUAUCGCCAGGCGAAAAACAAAAAAAAGCAAGAACGCGGCGCGUGCUUAGCAAAGUGCAAGAGUGUAUUGGUGCUUAGAGAAGGCGAUAGUGUUGGUGCCGCUCGGCUGGCAUGUGUGUGUGUGAGCAGUGAAUUCCAAGAAUACAAGAAGAGCGACAAAAACAGAGUUUGCGAAAAUGUCAAACAGGCGAAAAGUGCGAACAAUUGAUUACCUGGCGCUGCAGCAGAGCUUGCGCUUGCAAAAGACACCGGCAACAACAAGUUCAGUGGACAUGGAGGCUGGGCAGGGGGCGGGGGAGGAGAUGAAUGGCAAUGGGAUUUGCACAGCUCCAGCUGAAGCUCCGCCCCCGACACCCCCCAUUCCGCCCAUAAGAUUGCGACGCGAGCAGAGCAUCGACGAGGAUGUUGCAAGAGUGGAGUACCGUGUAAAGCCUUCGCGGGCACAGCCGGUGGCUGGAGUUCGGAUAGGAGCUCUCGAGGAGGACAUGCCACCGGAUGAUGAGUUGGCCGCCCAUUAUGAGGCGUUCGGCACCACACCACCCCGCACCAGACUCAAAAUCAAAAACCGCGAUUGGGAACGCAAACAGAAGGUGGUCAAUGUGACGGCUUCCGCAGAUUUACCCGCCAGUGUGGGCGGCACCCCCAAAAAGGGUAUGACCAGGAUGGCUCGAUCGCGUGUCCUGCGACGCAACACCAUGGACUGCGCCCUGCUGAACGAGAUGUUCGUCAACGAGGAGAACAAGCGGACAGACAAGCGGCUGCAGUCGCUGCUCCGCGAUUCGGAGCGUGAGAUGAAGAACUCGCUGGCCACGACGGCGGUGGCUCCUCCCCGUGGCAAUAGCUUCCACGAGGCUGCCCAUCCACUGGAGUCCCUGGACCAGAUCAUGCCACUAAGCUCAGAGGCGAUGGCUCCGCUUCCAAUGCGGAUUGCGUCCAAGGUGGUGGAGAGCUGCAAUCGCUACCGUUGCGUUUCCUCACGUCCAAUUGGCUACCGCUCCUCGGCGCCGCCGUUGGCUUUUGCCGCACAACUUCCGGCCGGGAUGCUGAGGAGCGAUGGAAGGGCCACGCCUGGAUUGGGAAAACGUAAGGACUUCCACGAGACGUUCGCCAACCUGAUUAAGCUGGGCAGCGUGGACCGGCAGGAUGCCAAGCUGUCGCAGGAGGAGCACACCUGGCAGACGGAGCUGAAGGAUCUCAUUUGGCUGGAGCUGCAGGCCUGGCAAGCCGAUAGAACGGUGGAGCAGCAGGACAAGUACCUCUUCGAAGCGCGACAGGGCGUUUCCGAACUGCUAACCCACAUCAUCAACUACAAGUUCCAGCCGCGUUACCGCCGUGAGCCGAGUUUGAUCAGCCUGGACAGCGGUAUUCAUUCCGACAGCAACUCCAAUGCUAGUUCACCGCUGCCUAGCAAGAUGUGCCAAGGCUGCAUGUCCUUGUACUGCAAGGAUUGCAUGGACCAUCAGGAGUUGGCCCUGCGAGAAGUUGAGGGCAUGCUAACGCGACUGGAGGCCGCUGAGGCCCUGUACCCCUCUUCACAGGCCAUGGGCGCCCUGCAUCCCAUUUACAAGUCACAGAGCUUUGUGGGCCGCAUCAAGUCCAUGUGCUUAUGGUAUAACAUUACCAAGCAAAACAAGUUGAAGCUCAGUAUUCUGGGAAAAAUAUUGGCCAGGCUGCAGGAUGAAAAGUUCUCUUGGCCCGUCUGCACUUCAUCCUACAUCGCCACCGACAGCGGAAGUUCAUCUGCCUCGGGAGUGGAGAACGAUGACUCCGCUGUAAAUUCGAUGGACUCAUCCAAGCCGCCUAGUGUGGCAGGAUCGGCUUCGCGCAAGUGUCGCAACGGAAGUGUCACGCCCUGCCACAAGGUGCAGUUCAUGUUGAAUGAUACAACCCAUGUGCCCGGCGAGACAUCGAGCAGCAAUGAAUCAGCCUCCACGGAGAUAAGCCAGUUGUCCAGCGAGUGCUCACACGGUCACAUGCGCAAGGGAUCCAUGCACGACAUUAACAUUUUUAGUGUGGAGCCAUUGGGUACUUGCAGCAAUAAUGGCACAGGAGAGCAAUCCACGGGGCUGUAUCGCAAGUUCAUCGAGAACGUGCUUAAAAGUCGGGGAUUGGCCAAGUCCCUGGCCUUUCUCCACAAGCUGCACAACGUGGCCCUGUACAAGGCACACAUUGCUCUGGAGAAACCUGGAGUCGGGGACCUUGAUUACGAUUUAGACGCAGAGUCCAUUGAGGAGGAUGUGCCCAGGUUAGAUCCACAAAUCAGCCGAGAACAGGUCGUGGAGCUGCGCACCUACGGCUACUGGAGCGAGGAGGCACAAUCGAUUAAUCUGCCCUCGUACAUUCCCACCUUUGUAUUCCUGAGCGGAAUUCCGUUGCAGUUCAUGCACGAGUUCCUGCGCAUGCGUCUCGAAACGCGACCAGUGCGACCCAAUCCCCUGAGUCUGGAGCAGCUGAUGAAGGAACUAAGGGAGGGUUUGACCCUGGCCCUGACCCAUCGGGAGCGAUACCAGCGACACAUUACCACCGCGCUGGUGGAGAACGAGACGGAAAUGGGCAGCUACAUUAGCAUUCUGAACCACUACGAUGCUACGGUGCGAAAGACUUUCGAGCUGUACCUGGAGUACAUCGAUCAACUGGUGCUCGUUGCCGUUCCGGAGGGAAACCAGAAGUCUGUGCUGGAGAAGGAGUGGAUGUUCACCAAGCUCAUCAGUCCCAUGAUCAAGGGCAUGCACACUUUGGCCUCGCAGAAAUUCUGUGGCAUCAUCAGCAAACUGUUGCGAAACAUUUCGGAACGCCUGGUGAAACGCACCGUGGAGCUGGACCAACAGAUCGAGGGUACUUCCGAGAACGAAGACAACGAGGAGGUCAAGUGGAAGCUGCUGACCAUCUGCCGGGAGACGCAAUCGCUGCUCACCGUAGAGCGGGAGCGCUCAAUAAAGGUGCUCUUCUUCGCCAAGACCUUUUGUCGCGACGUGGAGACGACGGACUUCCAUCGCGAGCAUUACGAGCAUGACGUGGCCAAUCAGCAGCACGACUUCAUAUGCUCGGACGUGAAGGCGGCGUUUAAGCUGCUGCAGCAGGACGUUCUGCAAGUGCGCAACAAGCUGACGGCGAUUAUCGAGGGUGUGCAAAAACGAUGCUGCUUGAGCAACAUGCGGGACUUAGACGAGCAGGACAAGCAGGCUGUACUAUCGCGCACCCGUGAAAUUCUCCAUCAAGGCUACAAGUUUGGGUUCGAGUACCACAAGGAUGUAAUUAGGUUGUUCGAGCAAAAGAUAAUGGACCAAAAGGACAGCGGUGCCCAUACGGUGGAUCUGGCAUUGGGCAUCAUCGCUUACGCUAAGAUGUGGAUGCAUUUCGUAAUGGAGCGCUGCGAACGUGGGCGAGGAAUGCGCCCCCGCUGGGCGUCCCAGGGUCUGGAGUUCCUAAUUCUUGCCUGUGAUCCGCAAAUCACCCAGCACUUGGACGAUGACGAGUUCGAGGCGCUCAAGCAGCAGAUGGAUCGGUGUAUUUCGCACGUAAUUGGCAUCACCUCGGAGCCCGAAAAGGUGGCCAAGAAGAAGGCAUCGCCGCGCACUCGCAAGACCUCGUCGCCGGCCACCUCGCGCUCCCGGACACCCACUAGAACUCCCAUGUCCGCUGGCAUGGUGCUCAAUCCGAAUACGCCGCCACUGCAGUCGCCGCCGUAUAACAAACUUCUGCAUCCGCAGUUCAGUUUAAAGGAGGAUCUGUUGCAGCAGUCUGGAAACACGUAUAGUUCCGUGGACAGUGCAGACUAUGUUGACACUCCGUGCCAAAGGAGUCCCAAUGGCGAGUUGCGCCUGCUGGUACCCCAGACGCCUCCAACGCCUGCCUCCUCUGGAAAGGGCAGCAUAGAGACUACACCGCUGGCAUUGCGCCAGGAAAGAGUUAGAGAUGCCGUAAACCGUUUGGAUAUGGAUCUAGAGGACGGGCUGCGUGAACGCAGGCUGAUAGGCCAGGUGAAGUCCCUAAAUUCCAGCGACAAAGUGCAUAUAAGAGCUCGUAGCGUCCACUUCCGCUGGCAUCGCGGUAUAAAGAUCGGCCAGGGACGCUUCGGCAAGGUGUACACCGCGGUGAACAAUAACACGGGAGAGCUGAUGGCCAUGAAGGAGAUCGCUAUCCAGCCGGGCGAGACGAGGGCGCUGAAGAACGUGGCCGAGGAGCUGAAAAUCCUGGAGGGAAUCAAACACAACAACCUGGUGCGCUACUACGGCAUCGAGGUGCACCGCGAAGAGCUGCUCAUCUUCAUGGAACUGUGCUCUGAGGGUACCCUGGAGUCGCUGGUGGAGCUGACUGGUAAUCUGCCGGAGGCUCUUGCACGCCGCUUCACCGCCCAGCUGCUGGCCGGCGUGUCUGAGCUCCACAAGCACGGCAUCGUGCACCGCGACAUCAAGACUGCAAACAUCUUCCUCGUCGACGGCAGCAAUAGCCUGAAAUUGGGCGACUUCGGAUCAGCGGUCAAGAUCCAGGCGCACACCACUGUACCCGGCGAGCUGCAGGGCUACGUGGGCACGCAGGCUUACAUGGCACCGGAGGUGUUUACGAAGACUAACAGCGAUGGCCAUGGCAGGGCCGCCGAUAUCUGGUCGGUGGGCUGUGUGGUUGUCGAGAUGGCCUCGGGCAAGCGACCUUGGGCCCAGUUUGACUCCAACUUUCAGAUCAUGUUCAAAGUGGGCAUGGGGGAGAAGCCGCAGGCACCGGAAAGCCUCUCCCAGGAGGGACACGACUUCAUCGACCACUGUCUGCAGCACGAUCCCAAGAGGCGCUUGACGGCAGUGGAACUGUUGGAGCACAAUUUUGCAAGUACGGUCGAGACGAGUGCAGCAGCGAGCAGUUGCAGAUGCAGGUGCGAGGCUCUUUCCGGCGGAAUGUGGCGCCCAGCAGCUAAUCGCAAUCUGGUGCUCACUUACUUAAACCGCCGUUUGUUUGGCUCACCUCUACUUAUGAUGCAUACGUAAAAGGGUGUGCAUUUUUGUUUAGUGUCUAAUUUAUGUGAAUGUCGAUUAUUUUAAUGGCCACGCCUAGUUUUAUGUUGAACAAUUUUUAACCCAUAUAAAGUUAUCAAAAGCCUGUCGUACCGUAUCCCCAGUUAUUUAAUGCAAGUGAAGAUUACACAUAUUAAAA